Messenger RNA from Mastomys coucha (southern multimammate mouse), 3865 nucleotides. It is a transcript of the gene Lnx2, whose product is annotated as ligand of numb-protein X 2. The record is from RefSeq and is a predicted model, not a curated record. The transcript has 10 exons. The coding region runs from base 249 to 2309 and encodes 686 amino acids. Gene Ontology annotation, molecular function: protein binding; ubiquitin-protein transferase activity. Lineage: Eukaryota; Metazoa; Chordata; Mammalia; Rodentia; Muridae.
UGGGCCUCGGCGCUCGCCCCCGAGGGGAAAGGCAAGCAGGGGCGGUUGAGAAGUAAAGUCUUGGCUGGACUUUGCUUCUCGCCAGGAAAUCGGCGGCGGCGAGUCCCGGCGGAGCGGAGCCGGGCGGCGUCCUCGUCAGCGCUCCCGCGGGGAGCCGGCCGCUUUCCCUCAGUGAGUUACUUCGCCUCAGGCAAACACGCACCCCACAAGUGUUGGACCCAUGAGCCUCCGAGAACUGCCUGCUCACAAUGGGAACAACCAGUGACGAGAUGGUGCCCGUGGAGCAGGCCUCCUCGGCCUCCUCCCUAGAUCCCCUGUGCUUCCAGUGUGGCCAGCAGCACUGGGCAAGAGAAAACCACUUGUACAACUACCAGGGGGAGGUGGACGAUGACCUCGUCUGCCACAUUUGCCUCCAGCCCCUGCUCCAGCCACUCGACACACCCUGCGGACACACAUUCUGCUACAAGUGCCUCAGAAACUUCCUGCAGGAGAAGGAUUUCUGUCCACUGGACCGCAAGCGGCUUCAUUUCAAGUUGUGUAAGAAAUCUAGCAUCCUGGUCCAUAAGCUUCUGGACAAGUUACUGGUCUUGUGUCCAUUUUCUUCUGUGUGCCAAGGUGUAAUGCAGCGCUGUGACCUAGAGGCACAUCUUAAAAACAGGUGUCCUGGAGCCUCUCACCGGAGAGUCGAUCUAGAGAGGAGGAAAACUAGUCAAGCUCAAACACAGAUUGAGGGUGAAACUGGAUCCAUCGUAAUAGAUCCUCCAGGCACCUCACCCCCUGAAACGGACUGCUUGGGCACCGUGCCUGGCGAGAGAAACUUGACACCGGCACCUCUUCCUGUGUGGACCGAGGAGCCUGGCCUGGACAACCCUGCCUUCGAGGAGAGCACUGCAGCUGACUCUGUACAACAGCCACUUAGUUUACCAGAAGGAGAGAUCACCACCAUUGAGAUCCACCGCUCUAACCCGUACAUACAAUUAGGAAUCAGCAUUGUGGGCGGCAACGAGACACCACUGAUCAACAUUGUCAUUCAGGAAGUCUACCGGGAUGGGGUCAUCGCCAGAGAUGGAAGGCUCCUUGCCGGAGACCAGAUUCUUCAGGUCAACAAUUACGACAUCAGCAACGUGUCCCAUAACCAUGCCCGGGCCGUGCUCUCGCAGCCGUGCAGCACGCUGCAGCUGACAGUGCUGCGGGAGAGGCGCUUCGGCAGCCGUGCCAACAGCCAUGCAGACGGCAGUGGGCCGCGGGACGAGGUCUUCCAAGUGCUGCUCCACAAACGUGACUCUGCAGAGCAGCUUGGCAUUAAAUUAGUCCGAAGGACAGAUGAGCCAGGUGUUUUCAUUCUUGACCUCCUAGAAGGGGGGUUGGCAGCGCAGGACGGCAGGCUCAACAGCAAUGACCGGGUGCUGGCCAUCAAUGGACAGGACUUGAAGCAUGGGACCCCAGAGCUUGCUGCCCAGAUUAUUCAGGCCAGCGGAGAGAGGGUGAACUUAACAAUUGCCAGACCAGGGAAGCCCCAGCCCAGCAAUGGCAGCCGUGAGGCCGGAGCACACAACAGCAGUCAUGCCCAGCCACCCUCGCACAGCCGGCCAGGCUCACACAAGGACCUCACUCGGUGUGUCACAUGCCAGGAGAAGCACAUCACUGUAAAGAAGGAGCCUCAUGAGUCCCUUGGGAUGACAGUUGCUGGGGGCAGAGGGAGCAAGAGUGGUGAGCUGCCCAUCUUUGUGACCAGUGUGCCGCCCCAUGGCUGCCUUGCUCGAGACGGCAGGAUCAAGAGAGGUGACGUGUUGCUGAACAUCAACGGCAUUGACCUGACCAACCUAAGUCACAGUGAGGCUGUGGCCAUGCUGAAAGCCAGCGCUGCAUCUCCGGCCGUCGUCCUUAAAGCCCUGGAAGUCCAGAUAGCCGAGGAAGCAGCCCAGGCCACAGAGGAGCAGCCAAGCGCCUUCAGUGAGAAUGAGUACGACGCCAGCUGGUCGCCGUCCUGGGUCAUGUGGCUCGGGCUGCCAAGUGCUCUCCAUAGCUGUCAUGAUAUAGUCUUACGAAGAAGCUACCUGGGGAGCUGGGGCUUCAGUAUCGUGGGCGGAUAUGAAGAGAACCACACCAAUCAGCCUUUCUUCAUUAAGACCAUUGUCUUAGGAACCCCUGCUUACUAUGAUGGAAGAUUAAAGUGUGGAGACAUGAUUGUAGCCGUGAAUGGCCUGUCGACUGUGGGCAUGAGUCACUCUGCUCUGGUUCCCAUGUUGAAAGAACAGAGGAACAAAGUCACUCUGACGGUCAUCUGCUGGCCUGGCAGCCUCGUAUAGUCUUAACGUCGGUCUCCGGUCUUGAUUCUUUCUGCAGGCUCACAAAGGAAGCCCCUCCAGUGUGGCGUGUCUACUGGGCAGCAGACACAGGGCCAAAGCACUGACAUCACCCUGUGUUUCCUCUUUGCUCGGAAAUCAGCUCCCGCCAGCCCCAGGGCCUCAUAUUUCAGAUGCUCUCGGUGGCAGCCAAGACUGUCACUCGGCUGGACGCAAGUGGCUUCUGCGCCUGCAGUAGCUCAGUCAUGAACUGAGUUACAUUCGCAAUUCCUCCAUCCGCAGCAACUCACUGCAGCAUCCGCAGUGCUCCCUGCCCUGGAGACAGUGCUCCCUGCCCUGGAGACCGUGCUGCGGAGAGGCGCAUCUUAGGUUUUCCUCAUUUUCCAUUGGUGCCAACAUUUCAAGAUUUUUAUACCAUUUAUAAAGUGACUUUUUGGUUGGUUUCUACUGUAGUCUUCAGUACUCAAAUGAAGACAUAAAUCUGAUACCACUGACAAGAGACUUCUUUUUUAAAUAAUGUACUGUGGUUAAAAUAGUAGAGAGUCAAAAAUAAUGCAAUUCAAGGGACAGAGCAGCCUGGGAGCAGCUGCUGGAGCUGGCAGAGCUGCACUGCCGGACCAGCCCAGAAGCACGAAGAUUCUAUUCAAAAGGAAAGCUUUGUUAUGUAGGAAACAUUUUUCUAAAAGUCAUUUCUAGAGUUUAUAUUUAUCAGCAAUCUUGUCUGGAGAUGUUUUUGUGAUUUAUGCAAUUGAACUAGGUGAUUAAAAAACAUUACUUUGUAAACACACACACAUAUCAAAGCUGAGUUGAAAGGGAGCCUUUGAUUUUUGUUCCUGUGUAUUUUAGAAACCCUUAGUUUCCCCCAAGAGACCAAAAAGCUCUGUUUUUGUUUUUGUUUUUAAUCUGAAAUAGUAGAUUUUAGAUGUUAAUACCUUCAGCUCUUGGUCACUAAACUUUCUUUUUCUUUCUUUUUUUUUUUAAAUGUUUUGAAAACUAUGUUUGUCCUUUAUUCAACACAGACAACCCUUAGACGACAUAAUGAGAAAGCAAAUAAGAGGAAAAAUUCUUUACCUGGUUAAUAUUUAUACUUGAAAAGUUUCACUCAGAAACCUCAUUCAAAAUCAGAGCAUUGAUAAUCACAUGCUGUGAGGUGCUGGGCAAGCCACCUCCUUAGCCAGUGGUACUGGGCUUUGUGUCCCUGUCAUGGGGUCUUCCAGUUAAAUUUAUAUUAAGAAACCACUCUCUGCAGUAGAUAAGAGUUGGCAACGGUGGUUGCUGCUGGCUUGUUCAGCCCCCGUGCUCCCCAGUCACCACGCAGCCAGCCCCCCAAGGAAAGGAUGUCUCCCAGGUGUAGCGCUGCUCUGGGACAAUCGCCUAUGAAGCAAUUUGACCCUGAAGUGCAAUUGAUGUGAAACAGUGUCUCCUGCUCCCCAGAUACGAUUUUGUAAUCAGCCUUGCUACUUUUUAAAGACUUUGUAAACCUGUCAUUUCUCUGGGGAGUGGCUACCCAACAUAUCAUAACUGCCACUUUGUUAUACAUAAAAAUAUGUUCAACCUGU